CUGAGCAAGCAAGGAGUGACUCGCCGCUGAUCUAUUUCUCAACUCGUGAAGUUGCUGACUUAAUCAAAAAUAUGAAGCGCGGAAAGUCACCGGGGCAUGAUGGGCUCAGCAUCGAGCAUCUCCAACAUGCCGGCGUACAUCUCCCACGGGUUCUUAGUAUGUUAUUCAACCUCUGUAUCCGGCAUAGUUAUUUACCUGCAAGUCUCAUGCGUACGCUAGUGGUACCCAUUGUAAAAAAUAGAACCGGAGACGUAUCUGAUAGGAAUAACUAUAGACCCAUAUCGCUGGCUACAGUGACUGCAAAGGUGCUUGACGGUCUUCUUAAUAAGCAGCUCGAUAACUAUUUGCAUUUACAUGACGCUCAGUUCGGGUUUCGAGCGGGUCUCUCGACGGAGAGCGCCAUCUUCACCUUAAAGGAGACCGUCAAAUACUAUACUCAAAGACAGACACCAGUUUAUGGAUGCUUUAUGGACUUAUCCAAAGCCUUCGAUAUGGUUUCCUAUCGGAUACUGUGGGGAAAGUUGCGGGCCACUGGCAUGCCUAAAGAGCUGGUUGACUUGUUCAGUUACUGGUACGAGCGGCAGGAAAAUUGUGUAAGGUGGGCUGGAGCGGUGUCCGACACAUAUAGACUGGAAUGCGGAGUGAGGCAGGGGGGGCUAACCUCACCUAAGCUUUUCUGUCUGUAUGUCGACGAGCUGAUUGCCGGACUCAGCAGCACGUAUGCGGGAUGUUCUAUAGAUGGCCAAAUGGUCAAUAACAUUAGUUACGCGGACGAUAUGGUGUUGCUGAGUCCGUCAGUCAGUGCACUUGGGGACCUGCUACGCAAGUGCGAGACCUAUGCCGAUUCACAUGGACUGAAAUACAACUGUCUCAAAAAGCAGGUUAUGGUUUUCGCGGUGCGGGGCAGGUCUGUAGACUAUGUGCCGCCCAUCAAAUUGCAUGAUAGAGAGCUGGAGAAGGUUGACCAGUUCAAAUAUCUUGGUCACAUUAUCACGAGUGACCUAAAGGACGACAGUGAUAUUGAGAGGGAGCGUAGGGCGUUGGCUGUUCGGGGGAAUAUGCUGGCUCGCAGGUUCGCGCAUUGUACAGGGGAAGUAAAGAGAACCCUGUUCAAGUCCUUCUGUCAAUCGUUUUACACCAGCGGCCUGUGGGUUAGUUAUACUCAGAGAGCACUCAACGCCUUACGAGUCCUCUAUAAUAACAUGUUUAGGGUCCUGAUGGGACUCCCUAGAUUCUGCAGCGCAUCUGGAAUGUUCGCUGACGCCCACGUAGAGGACUUCCACGCUGUAAUGCGUAAAAAGAUUGUGUCUAUUAGAAGCAGAAUCCAGGGUAGUCCCAACAGCAUUCUAAAUAUGUUAGCGGAUAGGCCAGACAGUCUUUUGCAAAGACAUUGGAUGUCCGCACUAAUAAACCCCCAUUCUGGGGAAGUUUAUUAUUUAAAUUAA
Messenger RNA from Cydia amplana, 1445 nucleotides. RefSeq lists its product as uncharacterized. Lineage: Eukaryota; Metazoa; Arthropoda; Insecta; Lepidoptera; Tortricidae. The record is from RefSeq and is a predicted model, not a curated record. The transcript has a single exon. The coding region runs from base 72 to 1445 and encodes 457 amino acids.